CUCCAUGUCAGCUAUUACAAGUGCUGGGUGUACUUUAUCAAUCACCAGCAUGACUUUGCUGAGAGGUAUCAUCAUUCAGAUACUCUGGGCUUUCUAUGCUAAGGGACAAGUGCCAGUAUGUGAACAGCCGCCUGAUGUUGAUUUUGGCAAAAUUAUUAGUGGUGAGAAAUCGCAAUAUGUGGAGAGUGACUCUGUGCAGUACAGCUGCUAUCCUGGAUACACACUGGCAGGAUCUGAACGGAUAACGUGUGAUGGGAGAAACUGGAUGCCAGCGCCAAAAUGUUUGGCACCAUGUACCAUCACAAAACAGCAACUGGAGGACAAAAAACUGCUUCUGUCCAGUGGCCGUAGACGUACAAUAAUGGUUGUAAAUGAUCAAAUAGUGGAAUUUUCCUGCAGUGAAGGAUAUAACCCUACAGAUCCUUCAGCCAGGAAGUGUGUUGAUGGACACAUAGAUUUUCCACUGUGUAUCUCUGCCACAGGAAAGAAAUGUGGACGUCCACCUGUUGUUGUUAAUGGAGAUAUAACUACUUUUUUGCAAAAAGAGUAUGCCUCAAGUUCUUCUGUGGAAUACAAAUGCCAAAAGUUUUAUUCAGUGAAAGGGCAAAAUAAAUCUUUCUGUAACAAUGGAAACUGGACAGAAACACCAAUUUGUGAGGAGCCAUGUGUUAUCUCUCAGGAAGAAAUGCAAAACCGUGGCAUAGAGCUGACUGAGACAUACAAUGGAAAACAAUACAUACAACAUGAUGAUUUUGUUGUGUUUAAGUGCAAAUCAGGACAUGUACCCCAGGCAUUUUUAUCUCCUGAUUUCACUGUGUGGUGUCAUUCAGGCAAUAUUGUGUAUCCCCAGUGCAAUAAAGAUGUGUUAGGAAGGUGUGGCCCCCCACCUUCUAUUCAAAAUGGAGACAUCAUUUCUGACCUAUUGCCAGUAUAUGCAGCAGGCUCUUCAGUGGAAUACAAAUGUCGAAGUUUUCAUGGAAUGACGGGAUCCAAAAUAAUCACAUGUCGUUUAGGAAAAUGGACAGCCCCACCAGUAUGCUCAGAGGCUGCUAGAAAGUGUGGGCACCCACCUGCUAUUGAUAAUGGAGACGUCAUGGCCUUCCUACAGAAAGAAUAUGACUCAGGUUCAAGAGUGGAAUACAAGUGCCAAAGUUUUCAUAGAAUGAAAGGAUCUGCCUUUGUUAGCUGUGAGUCUGGCCAAUGGACAGACCCACCAGUUUGCUUAGAGCCAUGUACAACAUCCCCAGAAGAUAUGGAGAAAAACAAUAUUGGGCUGAAAUGGAGCUCGGAAACAAGAUUGUAUUUAGAAAGUGGAAACUUUGUUGAAUUUGACUGCAAAAAUGGAUAUGUGAAGGAUCCAACAUCUUCUGCAUUUAGAGUACAGUGUGUGAAGGGGAAAUUGGCAUAUCCUAAAUGUAAGAGAAAAGAGUUAUGUAUAACAUUCCCAGAAGAUAUGGAGAAAAACAAUAUUGGGCUGAAAUGGAGCUCGGAAACAAGACUGAAUUUAGAAAGUGGAGACUUUGUUGAAUUUGACUGUAAAAAUGGAUAUGUGAGAGAUCCAACAUCUUCUGAAUUUAGAGUACAGUGUGUGGAGGGGAAAUUGGCAUAUCCUAAGUGUAAGAAAAGAGAGCCAUGUACAACAUCCCUAGAAGAUAUGGAGAAAAACAAUAUUGGGCUGAAAUGGAGCUUGAAAACAAGGCUUAAUUUAGAAAGUGGAAACUUUGUUGAAUUUGACUGUAAAAAUGGAUAUGUGAGGGAUCCAACAUCUUCUGCAUUUAGAGUACAGUGUGUGGAGGGAAAAUUGGCAUAUCCUAAAUGUAAGAGAAGAGAUACUUCAGAAUGAAUAAAAAGAAGCAUCAAACAAAUAAUUUUAACCCAGAUUUGAGGAGCAGAAGCCAUUAACCAGUUAUUUGUAAUGUUCACACAUUAUGCUCUUUGUCAGUAUUUUAACCUAGAUUGUCUGAACUGAUACAUGUAAUUACUUCUUUUGUCACAAUGUAUAUUAAACUAAUCAUAAAAUAGUAACAACAGAUGGGCAAAAAGUUCCGAACUACAGCUUUUUUAUGAAAAUUGGAAAAGGAAGCUUUAAGGGAAAUUGUACACUUGGCCGCACGUCCUGAAUUACACACUUCCCGCUUGCUGAAACAGAAAGUAGCAGUAUUUCUCUCUGGCCCAAAUCAGGAACUCCUAGAAGUCUUACAAGGAACCUUAAUCUUGGAGGCUUAUAGCCCAAUUGCUACAUCCAGAGGUUUAUUUAUGGAUUGAGACCGUUUUGAGUUCCGCCCAUCCCUAUGAGCAGUUGGUCAUCGUUCUUUUAAAUGUUUUAGUCCAUGCAACCAAAAUAUUAUCCAGACAUCUAACACAGUUGUAUAGAAAAUAUUCACUUCUCUGAUGAAAAUUUA
Terrapene triunguis (Three-toed box turtle) is the source of this 2402-nucleotide messenger RNA. Its product is annotated as coagulation factor XIII B chain-like. The transcript has 11 exons. Bases 5 to 1843 code for a protein of 612 amino acids. The record is from RefSeq and is a predicted model, not a curated record. Lineage: Eukaryota; Metazoa; Chordata; Testudines; Emydidae.